This is a messenger RNA of Antechinus flavipes (yellow-footed antechinus), 1805 nucleotides long. RefSeq names its product bone marrow stromal cell antigen 1 (gene BST1). The transcript has 9 exons. The record is from RefSeq and is a predicted model, not a curated record. Gene Ontology annotation, molecular function: NAD+ nucleosidase activity; phosphorus-oxygen lyase activity. Gene Ontology annotation, cellular component: plasma membrane. Gene Ontology annotation, biological process: positive regulation of B cell proliferation. NCBI's taxonomy places the organism in Eukaryota, Metazoa, Chordata, Mammalia, Dasyuromorphia, Dasyuridae. The coding region runs from base 399 to 1397 and encodes 332 amino acids.
CUUUUUCAUUCUUUCAAAGAGAAGGACCUUCUGCUUAAUGAAAAUAAAAGAGAAUAUCAAAGGAAGCAGGAAGGAAAGGAAAGGUUUGCAAGUUGAACUUCUGCUGACUGUAGCAAAUGCUUUGUUUUGCUGGCCAGAUCCAAAGGUUCCAGGGGGGAGAUGACCGUCUGAAGGAGAGAAGGGAGGAGGAAGAGAGAGGGAAAGGAGGGAAGGACGAGGAACCAGGAAAAGAAAUAAAAAGUUUUAUGAGUCAGAUCGCUGCCUUCUGAGAAGUUAUUUGUUCCUUGAAUCAGCUAACUAAGCUGUCUACACAAGGUCCCUUAUCAGUAGCAGGGAGAUAUUCUUCCUCCUUUCCUGCCCACUGCAGGUAGGCGACUCCCCGAGCAGGAAAUCCUUCCAUGAAGCCCUUCACCUUAAACCUGCAGGUGUGGAUGCUCCUCUGGGCAUGGGUGCUGAGGGGAGCUGCUGCUGGCUGUACCUGGGCCGAAGAGUCUCAUCGGAGCGGGGAAAGCCCUGCCUGGGCAGCAGGGUAUCAUUGGAGCGGGGAAGGCACUACCCGCUACCUGGAGUCUCUGUUCCUGGGCAGAUGUUAUGAGUACAUCUUCCUGGUGAACCCGGCCCUCAGUGACAAAAACUGCUCAGCAAUAUGGGAAGCCUUCAAAUCUGUGCUCCACAAGAGUCCCUGCUCUGUACUGCCUUCAGACUAUGACCUUUUUAUCAACCUCUCAAGACACUCCAUUCCCAGAGAUAAGUCAUUGUUCUGGGAAAAUAACUACUACCUCGUUUCUGCUUAUGCUGAUAACGCCCAGCGGCUGAUGCCUGUAAGCGACACGCUAUAUGGCCGAGUAGCAGAUUUGCUCACUUGGUGUCGAGAAGAAAAUGGCACAGACUUUGAUUACCAGUCCUGCCCCAUAGAAAAAGACUGUGAAAAUAAUGCUGUGGAUUCCUUCUGGAAGAGAGUCUCCUCCCAGUAUGCACAUGAUAGCUCCGGGGUGAUACAUGUUAUGUUGAAUGGUUCAGAGCCAUGUGGAGCGUAUCCAGUAAAGGGUUUUUUUGCAGACUAUGAAAUCCCCUACUUCCAAAAAGAUAAAGUCACACGAUUUGAGAUCUGGAUUAUGCAUGAAAUUGGAGGACCAUAUUUAGAAUCCUGUGGAGAAGGCAGUGUGAAAAUACUGGAAAACAGGCUGAAAAACAUGGAGUAUAAAUAUGAAUGCAUUAAUAAUUACAGAUCUGUGAAGCUCCUACAAUGUCUGGACCAUACAGUCCACUCUGACUGUGUCUUUAGUUCAGCAGCAGAGUCCAUACAACAAAGAUUCCUCCCUCUUUUUGGAAGAAAAUGGGACCCCAUCCUUCUAGUUUUUCUAUUUGUGUCAUUGGCUUCAGGAAUCCAUCUUUAACUUCUUAAUGAAAUCAGAGACUUUCUGAGAGUGAUCCACUCCUAAAAGAAGACCUCAUGCCUGGAUUGGGUCCUUUGCCCAAAAAAUUGCUUUCCUUUUCACAUAAGAUAGUGAAUUAUCAGGAUUGACAAUAGCCUAUAGCAUUGUAUUACUCCUUCCCUAUCCAACUGUCUACUCUCUAAAUUAUGGAGGUUUUAGCUGCCUAAAUUAGUAUCGAUGAAUUUUGUAUAUUUUUUGGACUUUUUACUUUUUCAAAUGAAUUUGUUAUUUUUCUAGCUCUAUAAAAUAAUCUUGUGGUAGAUUGAUUGGUAUGGCAUUGAAAAAGUAAAUUCACUUGGAUAGUAUUAUAAUUUUUAUUAUAUUGGCUUGACCUAGGCAUGAACAAUAAAUAUUGCCUCCAGUUGUUAA